Astyanax mexicanus (Mexican tetra) is the source of this 6612-nucleotide messenger RNA. It is a transcript of the gene pla2r1, whose product is annotated as phospholipase A2 receptor 1. Gene Ontology annotation, molecular function: signaling receptor activity. The record is from RefSeq and is a predicted model, not a curated record. The transcript is spliced from 30 exons. NCBI's taxonomy places the organism in Eukaryota, Metazoa, Chordata, Actinopteri, Characiformes, Acestrorhamphidae. Bases 147 to 4577 code for a protein of 1476 amino acids.
GGUACAGAGCGGGCUGCGGGAGGAACCCGCCCAGAACCGACGGGAGUGACGUAGAGAUCCAGAAGUUGCGGAAAGUUCUCAGCAGGAGCAGCGGGAGGAGUUGUGCCGCGGUCCGGAAUGCGCUCUCUCUGCGCUCUGCUGGGGAAAUGCGAGGACACGGUUCGGGGCUGGGGUUCGGGUUCGGGGUCCGGGCGGCUCUUUGCUCGGCGGCGCUGCUGCUGAUAAACAGCUUAACCAGCAGCGCGGAUCCACAGCACGAGCUUCUGAACCGGAGCCGACUCUCUGAACUGUACAGUAAAGGUGUGUUCCUUCUGGAGAGCAUUUCUCAGCAGAGCUGUCUUCAGGCCGAAUCCUCCGGUCUCUCUCUCACCAGCUGUGAUCGCCCCACUGAUGCCCUGCUGUGGAAGUGGGUGUCUCGCCAUCGCCUCUUUAACCUGGGUACCAGCAAGUGCCUCGGGUUCAACACGACUACCCGACCUCAGGCUGAAGUGGGCAUCUAUGAGUGUGAUGUUCAACUCCACUCUAUGUGGUGGCGCUGUCGAGGAAACGUACUGUAUGGAGCCUCCCAGAACAAGCUGGCAUCAGUGGGAUCUAAAGUGGUGGUGAAGAAACUCAGUCUGUACGAGUGGAGGAUCUACGGGGCGGCCGGAGAGUCGCCCUGCGCCUACCCGUAUGAAGAAAUCCACACUCUGCUAGGAAAUGCCCACGGUAUGAUCUGUGCCCUGCCCUUCCAUUACAACAGUAAGUGGUACUGGGACUGCACAUCAGAGGGCAGAGAAGACCAGCAUCUCUGGUGUGCCACCACCAGCCGCUACGACCAGGACGAGAAGUGGGGGUUCUGUCCAAUUGAAGUGUCCGGCUGCGGGCAGCUGUGGGAGAGUAAUGCUGAUCUGAAAGCGUGUUACCAGUUUAACCUGUACUCACUGCUCACCUGGAGCCAGGCGCUCGUCUCCUGCCAGUCCCAGGGUGGCAGCCUGUUCUCCAUCACCCACCCUGCAGAGUACAGCUACAUCACAGAAAGACUGACGGACAUGGGCGUGAUGGUUUGGACCGGACUGAACCAUCUGGCCGAUACUGGAGGGUGGCAGUGGUCAGAUGGAUCUCCCCUGGCUUUACUCCAGUAUAUGUCAGACAUGUCAUCGUCGGCGGUGCUGCAGGGCCAGCUGUGUGGGGUGUUUAACUCGGCUGUGGAAAAUGGACCCUGGCAGAGUCUUUCCUGUGAUUCUGCUCUGCCCUACAUCUGCAAGAAGACCCCAAACAACAGCCGGAGAGUCGAGCCUCUGGAAACCUGGCAGUAUAAGGAGACAACAUGUCCUGAUGGCUGGUUUGAUCAUAAUGGUUUUUGUUACCGAUUUGUUGAGGAGAGGAGUAGCUGGGAUAACUCCUCCAGUACCUGUCGAGAUCUCGGAGCGCAGCUGACCUCUAUCCAUUCACUGUCUGAGCUGGAGAUGCUGCUAGCGCUCAUUGCUAACGCCUCCGACCCGAAGGUGUGGAUUGGUUUGUCCAUUGAAGCCGAUUUUCACACAGUCAAAUGGUCAGAUAACUCAACUGUUACUUUUACAUCCUGGCACUGGCAAGAGCCAUCUCGUCCCCAUCGAGACAAACGCCUGUGUGUCAACGCCAACAGAGAGAAUGGUAAUUGGCAGCUUGAGGAGUGUGAGAAGAAGCAUCCCGCAGUGUGUCGUACAUCAGGCCUCGUACCCUUACAUCCAACAGGAGAAUGGGAUGAAGGCUGUCCAGAGGGCUGGAAGAGGAAAGGACACUCCUGCUAUAAGGUGGCGGAUCGGGAACAGACAUUCCAGGAUGCUGCGAAGGGCUACUACUGUAAAUCCCCUCUCGUCACUAUCGGAGACAGGUUUGAACAGGCCUUUCUGAACAGUCUGAUCAGUGCAAACAACCAGUCAUUUUCCCAGUUCUACUGGACGGCUUUGCAGGACCAGAACAAGAGCGGAGAAUACCGCUGGCUGACCCAGAAUGGCUCUACAACACCACUCACUUACACCAACUGGAACCAGUACCAGCCUGCCAGUAGAGGGGGCUGUGUGGUGAUGGUGGGUGGGCAGUCUCUGGGUCACUGGGUGGUGAAGAACUGUGACUCCCCUAAAGCACUGGCAGUGUGCGAACAGCCAGUCAGCAGUUACCAUGAUGUUGCCCUAAUGCCCAUGCCACAUAUAGACGUGUUUGCGCCCUGUAAGGAAGGAUGGGAGAGCACCCCCCGUCUGCUGCACUGCUACAAGGUGUUUCACAGUGAGAAGAUUCUGAUGGGACGCUCGUGGUCUGAGGCAGAGUUUUUCUGCAGGGCUCUUGGCGCCGACCUGGCCAGCUUCGGUCACUAUGAAGAGGAGACGUUUGUCAAACGGCUGCUCUCCAAGAUGUUCCACAGUACGGCAGGGCGCUGGUUCUGGACCGGCUUAACCAGGAGAGACCCGCAGUCUGCUGAAUCCUGGAAGUGGUCGGAUGGCACACCGGUGGGGACAUCGUUUGUAGAGGAUCAGAAUGAUGACGUGGGCGGACACGACUGCGCAGUGUACAGUGAUCUGAUCAACACGCUCAUGCCCCGCCCCUGCAGCACCAAAUACGAGUGGAUCUGUAAAGUACCCAGAGGUGUGGAGCUAAUCAAGCCUUACUGGUACAACGAGCAAACGGAGCCAUGGGUGUUCUAUCGUGGGGCGGAGUAUUUCCUCGCCAGUCAGACGUACCCAUGGGAUUCUGUGUCGUUUGCAUGUAAAAUGAUGGGAGCCGAUCUGCUGUCUGUACACUCGAAAGACGAGCUGGACUUUGUCAGAGAGCGCAUGUCGAAACUUCCUCAGGCCUCUUGGUGGAUCGGUCUGUCGGCUGGUAUUGGGCACGAAGGCUUCAGUUGGACUGAUGGAACUGCUAUUGAUUAUGAGAACUGGAAACAUGGAAGACCUUUUAAAGGAGGCGGAAAGAACUGCAUCUCCAUGUCGUCUCAGACAGGUGAAUGGUCAGCAGGGUCCUGUUCAGAUCCUCUCCGCUACGUCUGCAAACGCAGAACCGUCUCGGUGGUGGAGAUCCCACGGGAACCGAAUUUUAUUGGCGCCUGUCCAGAGAACUGGUUCUACUUUGGUCACAAGUGUCUGCUGCUUCACCUCCCAGCCCGGCCCGAGGAGGGGAAGAGCUGGACAGACGCUCAGUCCAUCUGCUCCACCUUCCAGGGUACACUGGUGUCCAUCGAAAAUGAAAUUGAGCAAGCUUAUGUCACCAUGUUGCUCAAUGGCCAGUCUGCGGGCAUUUGGAUUGGUCUGAGGGACACAGACACGAUGAAGUGGUCUAGCGGCAAACCAGUCACUUACACUAACUGGUCUCCAGUAGAGCCCAAGAGCUCAUCCAGUGAGGACUGGACGAACACUGACCCACUCUGUACUGUUCUUUCCAACAACCACAACUUCCACUUUACUGGGAAAUGGUAUGACGAGAAAUGCACAGAGAGCGGCUAUGGUUUCAUCUGUCAGAAACCACAAGAUAAAACUAAACGUCCAUCCCACUCCAAUCAUGACCCCGCCUCCCUAGAUGUCUCUCAGUACCGGAACCGGACCUACCAUGUUGUCCAUGGCAACAUGAGCUGGUAUGAAGCCCAGUGGAGGUGUCUGGAACUCGACGCAGAGCUGGUCAGCAUCACAGAUCCCUUCCAUCAGGCGUACCUUACUGUUCUGGUCAACAGACUCGGAGGCCCUUACUGGAUCGGCCUGUACAGUGAGGACGAUGGUAUAAAUUACCAGUGGUCUGACCGGAGUGACACGGUGUUCACGCACUGGGACUCGGUGGAGGAUGAUGAUGGUGAUGAAGACUUUGUUUUGGGGAACUGUGUGUAUAUGAGUGUGACGGGGGGCUGGAGGAGAGCGGACUGUGACGAGCCGCUGAGAGGAGCGCUGUGCUACACUCCUCCCCAGAGGAGCAGUGCAUACUCAUACGAUGUUGUGUGCCAGGAGACGUGGGUAAAGUUUGGUGGGAGCUGUUAUAAUUUUGAAUCAUUAGUUUUGAAGAUGCCCCUGGAGGAGGCGAGAACGCACUGCAGAAAAAAGGACAAUUCCUCGGAUGUUUUGACGAUCCGGGACGAGAAGGAGAACCGGUUCUUCUUGGAGCAGAUGAAGAAUGCUUAUGAUGGCUUUCAGACCAUUUGGUUGGGCAUUUACUUUAACACAGACAAUGAUGCUCUGACCUGGGUGGACGGCUCUGCAAUAAGCUAUUCAAACUGGCGGACGAGGGCACCGGACACCAGUAGGAUGAGGGCAGACACAUGUGUUUCAAUGCGGGUAUCGGAUACUGAGUGGCGUCUGGCCAACUGCCAGGACAAGCUGGGCUUUGUCUGCAAAACUCGCUUAGCGGAGGUGCAGGAGGUAGAGAUUGAGCCGGUUAACGAGCUGCACCACGGAGUCAUCCCAGCAGCAGUUCUGGUAGCUGUUCUGUUCUUUGCGUUACUGGCCGGGUUGCUGUGGUUCGUCUACAAGAGGAACACGGUGCGCUUCCAAAGGCUCCCGUCGCUCAGCUCCGCCUACUACAGUUCUCAGACCACGGACUCGGACGGAAACGUCCUCCUCGCUGACCUCGAGACCUAGCUGGGGAAUAGUGGAGUGUGUGUUUGUGUGUGUGUGUGUGUGUGGGUGUUCAGUCAGGGAUGCUGCAGUAGGAUCAGUGUUGUUUGGUUGGCUGUGGUUGUGUAAAUGAUCAGUGUGUGUGUGUGAGAAAAGGAUGAUGUGAAGGGAUGAUCUGAAUAUUGGAUUUUGUAGAUUGGAUAUUUUCUUGUUUUUACAAUUCAGGGAGAUCUGAUACUCGCGUCUGGAGUGUGAUGAUCAGACGGGACUAGUGUGAUAUGGGUAACGGAUAUUUACACCUGUUUGAAGCCUUUGUUCGUGUGAAGAUCAGUCACACAGUGCUCCCAGAACGCUGUUCUUGUACAGCCUUGUCCGGCAGGAAGUGCCCCUGGUCUGGGUUAUAACAAUAAACACCAGCUCCUUUAGAAAAGUAGAAAGGAGGUUCAGGAUGAUAUCUGUUAACUCAGUUGUAGCGGGUUAGCGUGGCAGGUCAGUACGGAGGGUCAGUGCAGGAGAAUGUCCGCAGUGAGACGGAUAGAGAUGUUUUGAAAAGGUUUUGGAUGGCCUUGUGUUAUCAGUAUUGGACGCCCUAUCAGAAAGGUUGCUUUUUUAAUAACAAUUUUUCACAAAUCCUGUUUUAUCAUUUUAUCGUAAUAUUGUUCUACAGUUACAUGUUUGUUCUUUAACCAGCACUUUAUCUCCCUUCACCCCCCUCACUCUGUCUCAGCAUUAGUGGAAUAAAGGCCAUGGACGUCGUCCAAAUCCAACUUUAGCCCUGCGCCCUACACUCUGAUGAGCUCCACAUUAAUGAAAACUGCUGAACAGAUCAGCCCCACUUACACUGAGAGAAAGAGACUACAUGAAGAAUAGCACAGUCGAUCAGACAGGGGUAGCUGUGUUUCUGAUUAACUUGUGCUUGUUUUUUUUACAGCAGGAGAUGUUUUUACACAGUCUUUACACUUUUAACAAAUUGAAAACCUCUGGAAUAUAAUCAAGAUGACGAUGGAUUAUCACAAGCCAUCAAACCAAGCUGAACUGCUUGAAUUUUUGCACCAGGAGUGGCAUAAAGUUAUUCAAAAGCAGUGUGUAAGACUGGUGGAGGAGAACAUGCCAAGAUGCAUGGAAACUGUGCUUAAAAACUUAUUUUCUUAUUUCUCAUUUUACUCAUGAUUCAGAUUUUCAAAGCUGUUUUUGCAAAACUUUAAAAAGCAACCACGCCUUGUCUGCUGUCGUGCAGGUGUGUAAAAUGAUAAAUUAUGUUAAUUGGAUUUUCUGCUGAGGGAACCUGUAGGACGGAUAUUGAGGAGUGCGACCGGCGUCUCUUUAUUUGUAUUUUUCCUACAGCAAAUUUUCCAGUGUUAAAUCUCCACUGUGAUAGUUAAAUGAAAACUGUCAGUGUUAAAAUAUAACAUAUAUGAUGUGUACAGAGGAUUUUGAUUUGAUGAGGGAGGUUGAAUACAGACAGUGUUUAUAACCCUUUAUCUCUUCUGAGGCCUCGGAGAGUGUGUCAGUGAUAAAGGGCAGAGGAUAGCGUGUGUGUGUGUGUGUGUGUGUAUGGGUGUUUAAAUGCUUGGCUUAGUUUCGGUCAGUUGUUUGCAGCAUUUUGGAGUCGACUGUUGGAGGAUUAAAGUGUUUCCAUGUGAAUUAGUGCCACUAAAACCCACACACUUCUGCACAUUCAACCAUCUGUGUGCCCUGCAGCCCACCUGUGCCCUCAUGGUUUCACUUUGGGACUGAUUGGUGCCUGCCUUUGUGUGGGAAGUGUUAUUGGACUGAAGCCUCAGAACUUUUCUUGUGCUUUUUUUAUUAGGUGUUAUUUUGAUCUGUGUGUGGUAUAAAUGUAUAAAUCUCUGUACAGUAUUGUGGAUCACGGUUUAUGGUGAAUGCCUUUUCCAAGUUGUCCUGAAAUGGGAAUUCUGAUGUUAAUUAUUCAUCUGUUUUAAAGCAUAGACUCUGCUGGGGUCUGAUUUGUAUUAAAAAGGACAUUUGUACACCACUUUUUUAUAUUUCUCAUGUGAAAUGAAGAAAUAAAGGAAAUGUUUUAAUAUUUCUCCCUUCA